Pleurotus ostreatus (oyster mushroom) is the source of this 552-nucleotide messenger RNA. RefSeq lists its product as uncharacterized. The transcript has 4 exons. Bases 1 to 552 code for a protein of 183 amino acids. Lineage: Eukaryota; Fungi; Basidiomycota; Agaricomycetes; Agaricales; Pleurotaceae. The record is from RefSeq and is a predicted model, not a curated record.
AUGUACAGCACCCAUCCUCCCCACGAUCAGUCUGUCCAAAGGACACUACCACAUCCCGAACCACGUCCCAACCCACCCCAAGAAACUACCUCCAAUCUGCCACACCCACCCCUUCUCCCCGAAGUUUCUCACAGCACUAUCCCCAGCCAAAAUUCUAGCAUCCACAAUACCAAUAAUUCGAGUGGCACGCUCAAUCGUGUUACUGGGGACCAACGCUUCGAUGCGCGUAGUGUCAGCACGCUCUUAAACUGCGAAGGGACGACUAUCCAGUUGGUGGUAAUGUCGGGGGAAGCUGCAGGGGAAGCUGCAGGGGAAGCUCGUGCUACGGGGCAGGUUCUGCGAGACGGAGACGGUGGUGCCAGCAGCAGAGCCGAGAUACAAAGGUUGCAGGCCAGAACGGAGGAACUCCAGUCCGACAUUGAGUGGAUGGAGACAAGAGCAGAGGAUCUUUUGCUGGAGAUUGAAAGGCUGAAGGAUGAUCUUCCGCCUCUCGAAGAAUGGGGAGGAAUAGAGCAGAGCGAGCAAGGGGGUCUGGUGGGCGGGAUUGAUUAG